Messenger RNA from Bombina bombina (fire-bellied toad), 5207 nucleotides. RefSeq lists its product as uncharacterized. Gene Ontology annotation, molecular function: nucleic acid binding; zinc ion binding. The transcript has a single exon. NCBI's taxonomy places the organism in Eukaryota, Metazoa, Chordata, Amphibia, Anura, Bombinatoridae. The record is from RefSeq and is a predicted model, not a curated record. The coding region runs from base 567 to 4655 and encodes 1362 amino acids. Gene Ontology annotation, biological process: DNA integration.
GUUGUGCUUACUUCCUGUUUGGUCAAAAAAGGCACAUUGAGGCUUCCAUACAAAGAUGAUGUCAUCAAGUGGGCUGUGCUUAGAAUCAGUACAGUUCAGAGAAGCCAUCUUGUGACAGUUUGUGAUGCAGUUAUAAAAGUACCAGGAUUGAGUCUGAGCUCUGACAAUUGCUGAUAGUAAUAAAUGUAAUGUCAGCUACAGAUCACUGCAGAGGAUACAGCAUCAGCCAGUCAGGAAGAGUAAGAACUGUCAGUUACACAUUAUAAGUUAUAUUGCAGUUAUACAGUUAUCAGUUACCCUGGAUUACUAUAGUGCUGCAUACACAGUAUACAGGACUGCUAAUAUAAGGAGUGCAGCAGCCAUUCAUUAUAAAGGACUAUAUAUAUGUGUAUCUAUCCAUAUUACUGUGUGCAAAUCUACAGGAGCACCUUGCUAUGUCAUGCAGUAAAUAAAGUGCCAGUUUACAUUUAGAAGUUGCAAGUGCAUCAUUCAUAUAAAGAGUUAAUGUUUGCUAUGUAAGGACAUUACAUCUGGCGACGAGUAUACUACCACAAACUCACGCUAUCAUGGCUGUAUUUGGAGCAUUGAAAGAAUUUGACCCUGACACAGAUAACUGGGUUUCCUGGACUGAAAGACUACAGCAGUAUUUACUUGCCAAUGACAUUGGAGAUACUAAGUCUGUUGCUGUCUGUCUCACAACUAUUGGUGCUAAAACAUAUGAGAUUCUAAAAGAUCUGCUACACCCAGAAAAGCCAGCCACCAAGUCUUUGUCUGAAAUAAUACAGAUCUUAACACAACAUUUCCAACCACGGCCAUUAGAGAUUGCUGAGCGGUUCAAGUUUUAUAGCAGGCGCCAAGGGGUACAAGAGACUGUAUCUACAUUUGCAAUAAGUUUAAAGAAAUUGGCCAGCACCUGUGCUUUUGGGGAGUAUCUGAAUAUUGCCCUUAGAGAUCAGUUUGUUAUGGGUAUCAGUACAGAAUCUAUUCAAAGGCGACUUUUGACAGAGGAGAGCCUGACCUUCCAUAAAGCACUAGAGAUUGCUUCUGUUUUGGAACAGGCCACACGAGACACUAGUUUACUGCAGACGCAUUCUCACACUAAGGAAGAACAGGUAUUUUUCUCUAAUGUGAAGCAACAGACUAAACCAGCCAGUAAAUAUUCAGCAAAAGCAGCAUCGCCUAUUAACUGUUACAGAUGUGGAGCACAGAAUCAUGUAGCUUUUGAAUGCAGAUUUAAAAAUGCUCGUUGUCAUGGCUGUGGUAAAAUAGGACACUUAAAGAAGGCUUGCAGAGGAUCUCAGCAGAGUGUCUCAAGCAAAACUCAUAAGAAGGGAAAUUACCACAUGGCUUAUAAGGGAGCCACAUCAGACUCAGAAGAGGAAAUGACUGUUCAGAGUUUGACUGUAUACACCAUGACAGCAGGGUCUGAGCCUUUGACCGUUCAUGUUAAUAUUGAAGGAAAAGAUUUGACCAUGGACUUAGAUACUGGGGCUGCAGUUUCAGUUAUGACAAUUAAAGAUUGGAAACAGCUGAAAAUUCCAGUAUUGCUGCAGCCCACUACCUUGAAGCUACAAACAUACUCCAGAGAAGUCUUGACGCCACUGGGGUGUGCAUCUGUAUCUGUGUGUACAAACAGUAAAACUGCCAAUCUUACACUAUAUAUACUAAAAUCAGGUGGCCCACCUCUUUAUGGAAGGGACUGGAUACGGGCCCUUGGCAUGCCUGAGAGCCUCAAAAACAGUGAAGUUCAUCAUAUUGGAGUUGAUCGUGCCCAGUGGAUUCAGAACAUUAAGACCAAAUAUGCCCCGGUGUUUGAAAGUGUUCUGGGAAAAGUUAAGAACAAAAGGGUACGGUUACAGUUAAAACCUGGAGCAAGGCCAAAGUUUUUCAAAGCACGAACUGUGCCAUUCGCUUUAAGGGCAGGAGUUGAUGCUGAACUGAGGAGGUUAGAAGAGUUAAAGAUUAUAACCCCAGUGCAUCGUAGUGAGUGGGCUUCUCCUAUUGUACCGGUAAGAAAGAAAGAUGGACAGAUCCGAAUAUGUGGAGACUUUAGGAUGGUGUUGAAUGAACAGUUAGCAGUGGAUAAGUAUCCAUUACCCAGAACAGAAGAGAUUUUUGCUAACUUAGCUGGGGGACAACAUUUCACAAAGAUUGAUUUAAAAAAUGCUUACCUUCAACUUGAAGUACAUCCAGAUUCCCGCAGGUUACUCACCAUCAAUACUCACCGUGGGUUAUUUCAAUAUAAUCGUAUGGUCUUUGGCAUUGCUCCUGCACCAGCCAUCUGGCAACGCACCAUGGAAGAACUGUUAAAUGGACUACCCUAUGUCCAAUGCCUUUUAGAUGACAUGUUAAUCACGGGCAGGACGGAGGAAGAACAUCGACACAAUGUAGAGAGGGUACUGCAGCGGCUAAUGACCUACGGGUUGAAGGUCAACUUGGAGAAGUGUGCUUUCAUGCGUGACAAAUUAGAAUUUUGUGGCCAUGUUAUAGAUUGUCAUGGUCUACACACUGCUGAUGACAAAGUCAAGGCCUUGCAAGAAGCUCCUAUACCACAGAAUGCAUCACAACUACGAUCAUACCUUGGUCUCCUUAACUAUUACCACCGUUUUCUUCCCCAGCUAGCCCAUACGUUACACCCACUACAUCAGCUUCUUGAGACAAAUCGAUCCUGGUUGUGGAGCAGUGAAUGCAAUAAAGCCUUCCAGGAAUCCAAGAACCUACUCCUGUGUUCCCGCAUGUUAAUGCACUAUGAUCUUCAGAAACCACUCAUGAUAGCAUGUGAUGCUUCGCCUUAUGGUUUAGGGGCUGUAUUGUCACACACAAUGCCAGAUGGGACAGACCGACCGGUAGCCUUUGCUUCCCGUUCUCUAACGACGGCAGAGAAGAACUAUUCCCAAUUAGACAAGGAAGCAUUGGCCAUUGUAUGGGCUGUUAAGAAGUUCCAUAACUAUAUUUAUGGUAGGCAAUUUACUCUUUUAACUGACCAUAAGCCACUGCUGACCAUCUUUAAUCCAAGGAAAGGAAUUUCAACCACUACAGCGGCUAGAUUGCAAAGGUAUGCUCUAACUUUGGGAGCAUAUCAUUACUGCAUCAAAUACCGGGCCCAUGAUUCCCAUGGCAAUGCUGAUGCCAUGUCCAGGCUUCCACUAAUGAAUUCCUUACCAGUUGUUCAAGAAAGCCUUCCAAGUGUGUGUUUUACGGGUAUAGUACAUGCCAAACAAAUUGCUAAGGAGACAGCUUGUGAUACUGAAUUACAACUUCUGGCAAAGUAUUUGACAGAUGGCUGGCCAAGAACUGGCUGUGAUGUGCAGCGAGCAUACAUACUACGAGCGAAAGAACUCACACUCAGAAAUGGAUGUAUUUUAUGGGGUGAGAGAGUUCUGGUUCCUAAUGGGCUACGACAAGCUACGUUAAAACUCCUUCAUGAAGGACACCCAGGCAUUGUCAGAAUGAAACAGAAGGCUAGGGGUCAUGUUUGGUGGCCGGCCAUUGAUAAGGACAUUGAGAACUAUGUUAUGGCAUGCAAAGGGUGUGUUCAAGCUCAAGGACAGCUUCCACGAGGAGCUGUACAACCAUGGGACUGGCCUACUACUCCUUGGGAGAGACUACAUUUGGACUUUGCCGGUCCUAUUGAUGGAAUCUCAUACUUAAUCAUAAUUGAUGCACACUCUAAGUGGCCAGAAGUAAUUCCAAUGACAAGGACUACAACUACUGAAGUCAUAUCAGCAUUAGAAAGACUGUUUUCAGUAUUUGGGUUGCCAAGAAAACUGGUCACAGACAAUGGUCCCCAGUUUGUGUCACAAGACUUCCAGAAUUUUUUACAUACGAAUGGAAUUCACCAUCAUCGGACGGCACCAUAUCACCCAGCCACCAACGGGCAAGCAGAGAGAUUUGUCCAAACCUUUAAAAGGGCACUGAAAGCGCUAAAAGCAGAGAAGCAGGUUAAUACUAAAAACAUUUUACAAUUUUUGCAACAAUAUAGGGUUACUCAACACCCCACCACGGGAGUUGCCCCAGCUCAACUAUUGUUUGGCAGGAAGAUCCGUACAAAGCUGGAUUUAAUCACACCAGAUGUAGCAGAAACAGUCCGCAUCAUGCAAGAUAAAAUGAGAGUGGGAAAACCUUCACGGACCUAUACAGAAGGAGACUUGGUUUGGUAUAGGGUGUACCAUACAGAGGAAAAAUGGGCACCAGGUGUUGUUGCCCAGGUUGAGGGCCCAAAGAUGUAUGUUAUAACCACUCCAUCAGGUGUGUGUCGCCGCCAUGUGAACCAACUACGACCACGGCUAGAGAGGAGAGAACAGGCUGGUGAGGACCAUCACCUAAAAAUGCAAUCAGACAAUGACUUUGAUAUCUGGGGUGGUGUUUGGCAUGAUCCAAACACAGGCUCUGACUCAACUACAGAAGAUGACUCAGAAAUACCAGCCUCAGUAGAAGAACCUUGUAAUGAUGAGUCAGGAAAUUCUAUCCAGGACCACAAUAGUCAUGCUCGUACUCCCAGGCAACGAACACCUGUUGUUCGUUGGUCUCCUGAAGUUAAUCUCAGAGACACUCGCCGGAGACAACAUGCAACAUAUCAGAGAAACUUUCGUCAACGUAAGAAACAAGAAGCAGCUUUCACAUCCACAAUACAAGAGGAUGCUGGAGAAGACUGAUUUAUCUUACGGUUGUUGUUGUGCAGUUAAGUUUAAAAAAAAAAAAAAAAAAAAAAAUAAGUAGGAAAGGAGAUGUAGUGUUGUGCUUACUUCCUGUUUGGUCAAAAAAGGCACAUUGAGGCUUCCAUACAAAGAUGAUGUCAUCAAGUGGGCUGUGCUUAGAAUCAGUACAGUUCAGAGAAGCCAUCUUGUGACAGUUUGUGAUGCAGUUAUAAAAGUACCAGGAUUGAGUCUGAGCUCUGACAAUUGCUGAUAGUAAUAAAUGUAAUGUCAGCUACAGAUCACUGCAGAGGAUACAGCAUCAGCCAGUCAGGAAGAGUAAGAACUGUCAGUUACACAUUAUAAGUUAUAUUGCAGUUAUACAGUUAUCAGUUACCCUGGAUUACUAUAGUGCUGCAUACACAGUAUACAGGACUGCUAAUAUAAGGAGUGCAGCAGCCAUUCAUUAUAAAGGACUAUAUAUAUGUGUAUCUAUCCAUAUUACUGUGUGCAAAUCUACAGGAGCACCUUGCUAUGUCAUGCAGUAAAUAAAGUGCCAGUUUACAUUUAGAA